Punctularia strigosozonata HHB-11173 SS5 is the source of this 1017-nucleotide messenger RNA. Its product is annotated as acyltransferase-domain-containing protein. Gene Ontology annotation, molecular function: 1-acylglycerophosphocholine O-acyltransferase activity. Gene Ontology annotation, cellular component: mitochondrial membrane. NCBI's taxonomy places the organism in Eukaryota, Fungi, Basidiomycota, Agaricomycetes, Corticiales, Punctulariaceae. The record is from RefSeq and is a predicted model, not a curated record. The transcript is spliced from 6 exons. Bases 1 to 1017 code for a protein of 338 amino acids. Gene Ontology annotation, biological process: inner mitochondrial membrane organization; cardiolipin acyl-chain remodeling.
AUGGAUCGGCUCUUAUCUACUCUAACAGUUACUACAAUUGGUCUCACCUGUAAAGCAGUCUUGAACCUUGGAUUUGCCUCCGUCACCGUCCGAGGUCUCUCGAAUUUCCUGCAGAUUUUGGAUGACGCAGGACGCGUAGAAGAUGGCAGAGGAGUGAUUACAGCCUCCAAUCAUAUAUCUACCCUAGACGAUCCACUUGCAUGGGGUGUUCUCCCGACUCGCGCAUACCUCAACUCGCGAACGAUUCGCUGGUCUUUGGGGGCACACGACAUCAUGUUCACCAACCCAAUAUUUUCUGCCUUCUUCCGCAAGGGCCAAGUGCUGGAGACGUUUCGGGGCAGCGGUAUAUAUCAGCCCGCCGUCGAUACUGCCAUAAAAAAGCUCGACCAGGGGCAUUGGGUCCACCUCUUCGGCGAGGGUGGUGUGAAUCAGCCUGACACGUAUGCGGUGGAAGACGGGAAGGCCAGGCUGCGCAGGUUCAAAUGGGGCGUUGGCCGGAUCAUGAUGGAAGCGCGCAAGGCCCCCAUAGUCGUGCCCAUCUGGUUGACUGGUUUCGACCGUCUCAUGCCGGAGGGCAGGUCCGUCCCUUACAAAUUUAUACCACGACCCGGUCAAGACCUCAGCGUCACGUUCGGACAACCUAUCUCCGCCGAACGUCUGAGCGUUGCACUCCGGGGAAACGAUAUUCCAACAAGGAUGAACGCAGACAGCGAAGCGCUAUAUAGCGGCGCGACAACACAUGGCACUGGAUGGAUGGCUAACUUCGUCACCACGAGGCCGCUCGUCACUCAUCCACCUCAGCUUUCCUCGCAGACGGACUCAGGACAUAUUAGUCAGCCAGACGCAGGCGCUGGCGAUAGGAUGCAGCGAGAGCAAUUGGUCGGUGCAGAGGUGGAUGAGCAACUUGCUCGUGUGAGGGCGGAAGUGACAAGGAUUGUUCAGGAUGCAGUGGAGGAGCUCGGUAGGAAGCUUGUGGGUGACCAGCUAGGGAAAACUCCGCCGCGAAAGCCAAUAUAG